Rubroshorea leprosula is the source of this 684-nucleotide messenger RNA. Lineage: Eukaryota; Viridiplantae; Streptophyta; Magnoliopsida; Malvales; Dipterocarpaceae. The record is from the annotation of a GenBank genome assembly.
AAACCUGAAGAUCUCAGUACUCUUCGAAUUUUUUCUUUUUUCUUUUUCACUCCUUCUACCUCUCUUCAACCUUUUUCCAUUUGGUUUCUCUUUUUUUUUUUCUUUUUUUUUAUUCCCCUUUUUCUUUCGAAAGCCCUCUCCCUUUCAUAAGCAAAAUCGAAGGAGGGAGAAGCAAAACCUCAGCCAUCCAAACCUUCAAUCCCAAUGGUUCCUAGCCCUAGAUUUGCCACCCCCUAAAGCCCUAGAUUCUUUCAACUUGCUUCAGAUCCAUGGCUUGAGGGGAUGAACAGGUCAGUGACAUGGCCUCCACGUAGAUUUCUUCAUAUGGGGUGGAAGGGAGCAAUAAUGAUUGAAAGAGGAAAAGACCGAUUUAGGGAGAAAGGGGGAGGAAUCCACCUUCUUCUCCCUGCAAGUGGCGACACAAAGCGAGGAAACGACGUCAAGGAAUAAAAAUAGAAAAAUGACCUACUUGUCCCUUCUAUUUUUCAUCCCUUUUGGAUCAAAAGGAUAUCGCUUCAGUUUAAUCUCUGUCAAAAGGAUAUCAAAAGUCCAUAAGUUUUGUCUACAUGGAAUUUUGGUCCCUCAGUUUAAUCUCUGUCAUAAUUCGGUCCCUGCAAAACAUAACAGAUAUUUUAAAUGGUUUUCAAGUAAGUACAAAUUUGUCAAUAAACUUGAAUUAUCCCC